Molecule: messenger RNA, 995 nt
Organism: Haliotis rufescens (red abalone)
Lineage: Eukaryota; Metazoa; Mollusca; Gastropoda; Lepetellida; Haliotidae
Product: trypsin-like
Exons: 7
Coding region: 111-953 (280 amino acids)
Biological process (GO): proteolysis
Molecular function (GO): serine-type endopeptidase activity
Source: RefSeq, a predicted model, not a curated record
GCCUUUUUAAUCAGUCUCGUGUUUAUCUGUCCUCAAACUGAAGCCUAAUCCAAGCCUAAAGAGUUCACGAUCCACAGGUUCUCGGUUCUCAGGCUGUCCAUAGAGAAGUUAUGGCACUAAUACUCUGUUUCAUAUUGGGGUCGAUGUUUACAGGGAUAUUCAGUGAUGUGGAUUCUCCAGGGUGUGGUACAAAUAGUGUCGGUUUUGAUUACUCAACCCUUCCUAAAGGAAACAACAAACGAAUUGUUGGAGGGCAAAUAGCAACACCUCAUUCGUUUCCAUGGAUGGUUGCUUUGAAGUAUCGAGGUGUGUUCGUGUGUGGAGGAUCUCUGCUGAAAGGUUCCUCUAACAAGUGGUAUAUCCUUACAGGGGCUCACUGUCUCCAUGGAUUAGUAUCAUCCGAUCUGGAAGUCGUCCUUGGUGCUCAUGACAUGUCCAUAAAUGAACCUUCAUCCGAGACCAUCGCCAUUAAGCAAACAAUGAAUCAUCCCUUAUUCAACCCCAUCACGUUGGAAUACGACACAGGUUUGAUGGAACUGGCAUAUCCUCCUCAAAUACAGCGACCAGAAAUCAACUUUGGCUGUGUUGCUGCAAGCAAGCCCGUGUCUGGUGCCAUAUGCUAUGUAAUUGGAUGGGGUACAACAUCCGUAGAAAGUGCCCCAUCAGAUAUGCUACAAGUAGUGGAGAAGCCAGUCAUGUCUCAGCAAACAUGUGAAAGUAUCUACGGUACUGACUAUCACAACUCGUCCAUGCUGUGUGCAGGCUACCCACAAGGAGGGAAGGAUUCUUGCAAGUUAGAUAGCGGAGGGCCGUUAAUGUGCUACCAGAACAGCCGUAUGGAAAUUAUCGGUACCGUCAGCUGGGGCUUUGGCUGUGCAGAGCCAAAUUCACCAGCUGUUUACGCCAGUACCCUGAGUACCAGGCAGUGGGUUGAGAAGACAAUAAAUGCAUAAAGACAAACUGGUAUUUGAGUUGUAAUAAACUAUCGGAAACUG